CCUUAUGUUUCUGGGCUUUCACAUAUCAAAUUAGCUCUGCUGCUACACUAUGGCAAGCAAACUACAGGAGGAGGUGACCUGCCCCAUCUGCCUGGAAAUUCUACAGGAUCCUGUCACCAUUGACUGUGGACACAACUUCUGCCACCAAUGCAUCAGCCAGGUUGGGGAAACUACAGAAGAACUCCAGUGUCCCCUCUGCAAGGUCACUGUGAGUAAGAAUACAUUCAGGCCCAAUAAGCUGUUGGCUAGUCUUGCAGAGAAAAUCCGGACUAUGGAUCCUACUGAAUUCCAACCAGAAGGGGAAGAGACAAGAUGUCGGAAACACAAGGAAAAGUUACAUUACUUCUGUGAGGAGGACGGAGAGUUCCUCUGUGUGGUGUGUCGUGACUCCAGGAGCCACAAGUCCCACAAUGUCGCCUUGGUAGAUGAGGCUGCCCAGAACUACAAGGUGCACAUCAUGUCACAGGUUCAGGAUUUGGGCCAAAAGGACAAAGAAAUAAUUGAAGAGAAAAAGCGAGGUGAAGGGGCAAUCCAGGUGUUCAGGGCCCUGGUCCACCUAGAGAAACUAAAGAUCCUUGAGGAAUUCAAGCACCUGCACCUGAGACUGGAAGAGGAAGAAAGAUUCCUCCUGUCCAGGUUGGGCUGGCUGGAGCAUGCCGGAGCCAGGCAGAUAGAACAGUAUACCACCGUGACUAAUGAGCAGUUGACUUCCCUCAGGAAGAUCACAAAGUCCCUGAAGAACAGGCUACAAGCACCACCCAUGGAGUUACUGGAUGACAUCAAAGACACCUUGAGCAGGAGUAAGGACUUUCAGUUUCUCAACCCGACCCCAAUUCCUGCGGACCUGGAGAGAAAAACCAGGGAAGCAAAAGCAAGACACGUGGUCAUCAUAAAAAGCCUUGAGGAAUUAAAAGACAACCUGAAGGCUGAAGGGAAGAAAGAUAUGAGCACGUUCCUGGACAGCCUGAAUAAAAAGGAAAUGGAGAAAUGGCACCUGUUACAGAAGAAUAACUCAGCAUUUCAUACCUCAGUCCCUGUGACCCUGGACAUGAUCUCAGCUGAUCGAAACCUCACCUUUUCUCAAGACCUAAAGAAAGCGACUUUGUACAUCAUCCAAGACAACUUGAAUAAUCAGGGAAAACCUCGACCAUUCUACCCUUUCCACUGUGUGAGGGGUUCCCCAAGCCUUUCCUCAGGCUGCAGGGUGUGGGAGGUGGAAAUCCAGGGUCCCUCAGGUGGGGUUGCCAUGGUGGGCGUGGCCACAGAGUUGGCCAUGUUGUCCCAGAGUCAGAACUCUGGGACCAACUGUUUGUGGGCACUUCGGAUCUCGUCCUCUGGAUGUCAGCCAUUCACCAACUGCAAUGUCCGGGAGAAUGUUCUCAUCAGUCUUAAGAAAGUGGGUGUCUACGUGGAUCAUGACCGUGGAGACGUUGUCUUCUAUGAUGCCAUCACUAACAAACACAUCUACACCUUCCAAACCUCCUUUGACAGACAGGUCUUCCCUCUUUUUGGGCUCCUAGCUUCCUGUACCAGUAUCACCCUGAGCCCCUAAGGCUGCUCCCUGUGGAUCCAUCAGUCUAUUCUCCAUCUAUCUCUCAUGACUGAAUGAGAUGCAAGUGGCAAGAAUGAAGUUUGGCCCUAUUUGGACACCCUACACACCUUACACUCACACCCCUUUCCCUGAGUAGAGAAGACAAUGGAAUACCCCAAAUACUAAACACAAGCCUUUGUGCCCUGCACUUUGUAAAAGGACAGAUUAGAAGUAGUGAAAUUUCAACAGGCCACUGGAAAGCAUCUGGCCACACCCUGCUUGAGAGGCAGGUCCAAGAUGCUAUGCUGGCCAGCCCUCGGGCUACCCCUUUCGCCACUUCACUAGCUGUAGCCCCUGACUCUGAAUUUGAGCACCUGACUGUUGUUACCUCCCGAGGUCUGACAACCACAGGCUACAUCUAGUGUCAGCCAGGCCUGUGCCAAUGCGAGCUUGCAGAUGAGGACAGUCUGCGAUCAGGGUUGUAACCUUUUGACAUUUCAAAGCAAUGUUGUCACCCUCAAUAACUCUGCGUUCAAAUUAAAAACAAAAUUGUAAACUC
Molecule: messenger RNA, 2090 nt
Organism: Phodopus roborovskii (desert hamster)
Lineage: Eukaryota; Metazoa; Chordata; Mammalia; Rodentia; Cricetidae
Gene: Trim31
Product: tripartite motif containing 31
Exons: 8
Coding region: 50-1552 (500 amino acids)
Molecular function (GO): protein binding; zinc ion binding
Source: RefSeq, a predicted model, not a curated record